Messenger RNA from Helianthus annuus (common sunflower), 770 nucleotides. RefSeq names its product putative RING-H2 finger protein ATL71. The coding region runs from base 24 to 578 and encodes 184 amino acids. The record is from RefSeq and is a predicted model, not a curated record. The transcript has a single exon. NCBI's taxonomy places the organism in Eukaryota, Viridiplantae, Streptophyta, Magnoliopsida, Asterales, Asteraceae.
CUUAUCAUAGCUUUCCCACUGUCAUGGCUUCCCCACUUUCCCCUCACCCACUAAACAUGAAAACCACAAUACUCGCCGGCGAACCAUCCUCCUUCUCCGGCGAAACCGGCAACACCGAAAGACGCGUAGCAUACGACAUCGGAUUCGCUCUUAUCGUCCUCCUCUUCAUCAUCAUCGUCGCCUACACUUCUUACAUGUGCAACCGCAUCACCCGCUCCCGUUCACCACCACUUCCCACCACCUCUUUCCACACCACCGCAGACUCUGACACCGACGACUUCCACUCGUUUUCGCUCUCCACCGGCCUCGAAGACGAUAUUUUAUCGAGUUUUCCAACGGGUGUCUAUUCUGAGUUCUUAAACCCUCAUAAAGUUGUAGAGACUGAUCAUGUUGUUAAUAUUAUUGACACCGAGUGUUCUAUAUGUUUGUCGGAUUAUGGUACCUCGGAUGUUGUCCGGUUGUUGCCGGAAUGUGGGCACUUGUUUCAUGUUAGUUGUAUAGAUAUGUGGCUAAAGGUUCAUCCAACGUGUCCGGUGUGCCGGAAGUCGCCAUUGCCGACAUCUACAGAGUUGACUUGACUCAGUUUUGAUUCGUAGUUUGAGUGAAUGUGGAACUUAACUUGAAGCUUAUUCGUUUAGGUUAUGUACACCGGUUUUUUUAUAUAAGUAUUUUUUAAUUUUUAAUUUUUAUGUAGCAAAACAUUUCCACUACUUUAUGGUAGUGGACAAGUUGCACCAAGUUGUUGAUUAGUUAAUCUUUCUGCGGGCUAA